GGCCAAUGAGGGCGGCGAUGAAUGGCGCCCACAAGCUCUCGCUGGAAGAGGCGCAAACGUCGUGGUUCGUGCGCCAGGGCGGCGAUUGCUCGGCCGUUCGCAUUGGGGAAUCGGCAUGCGGCAGGCAAGGAUUGGAUUGAUUCCCUCGAUGCGAUCUUGCGGCAAUCGUGGUUCGUGGCAGGGGAUUGUUUGCUGCUCGGUCGAUUCGCGCUGGAGAGCAGAUUGUGCGAAUUCCCCAUGACCUGCACCAAUGCAGGUGCUCACGGCCGAGAAACUAGACGAUUGUGUGAAGAAGUUACUAUCGACAGAGUAUGAUUGGUGUCCUCUAACGCUUCUCAUCCUUGCGGAGCAACACAAAGGAGAGGCUUCUAGAUGGGCUCCAUACGUUUCUUGUCUUCCAUCAUUUGGGGAUCACCACUCUACUAUUUUCUGGGAGAAGGAGGAAUUGAAAUUCUUGGAGUGUACCCGUGCUUUCCGUGGAACAGCCGAGCGGCGUGAAAUGAUCUCGGACGAGUACAUUUCAGUGAAGAAUGUUAUAAGCUCGUGUCCUCACGUCUUUGGCGAAGAUAUCUCGCUUUUCCAGUUUGCGCAUGCGUAUGCUACUGUCGUUUCACGAGCUUGGAAUGGUGCUCUUUCCAGCGAAAUCUCCAUGAGGCCUUUUGUGGACUUCUGCAACCACGAUCCAGUUUCUCACGCAACGGUGUCACACGACAGUUGCAAGGAUGCGACAGUCAUUAUUGCCGAGCGCGAUUACACGAAAGGCGAAGAGGUUUUUAUCAGUUAUGGCAAGCGCUCCAACGCUGUACUUGCAGUAGACUACGGUUUUGUGCUUCCUAACAAUUUGAGUGAUCAGGCCGAGCUUUGGAUGGAAAUUCCAUGGAACGAUCCACUUCGUGAAAAGAAGCUUGAACUUAUGGGGGCUUUCAAUAUGCCAACCUUGCAGAAUGCUGAUGGAACGGAGAGUGGUGAAUUGCCAGUCAUCUUGGAGGAGGUUUUGGACUCAGCGGACUGGGAAGACGGGGUUGUACUCCCUCAAGCCCGUGCAUUUUCGCGUAUUAUUUGCUUGGAUUCCUUGGAAGACAUACAAUCAAUGAUCCAAGAAUCCGAUACGCUUCAAGCUCCACUAGCAUACCAGCCAAGAAAGGACGUGGCGAAGGAAACCCGGGCAAUGAAUUUCUUGCUGGAGAUGAUCCAGGAAAGCAUCACGUCACACGAGCAGGCAUUGCUGAUGCUGCAGUCGGCCCCCGACCACGUAAACAAAAUCCGCCGAGGAAUGGCCGAAGCUGUUCUUGAUGGUGAGCUACGAGUUCUAGAAAACUCUAGAGGCUGGCUCAAGGAUUGUCUUCCAAAUGGACAAGAGCAAGCAUAGGUGGGCGUGGUUUAUUGAUAGGCUGGAGUUGUGCUUCAGGUGGCGUGUCCUGGACAUGGCAUGAUGGUGGAUCUGACCAUUGAUGAGUAUCCAUACUAGUAUAUGCAUAUCCAUAGCACAACUAGAGUGCAUUCAGUGUCCCAGUUUAGAAUUCAACUCCAAACUCAGGUGCAUUACAUUUGGUA
This is a messenger RNA of Selaginella moellendorffii, 1554 nucleotides long. RefSeq names its product fructose-bisphosphate aldolase-lysine N-methyltransferase, chloroplastic. Lineage: Eukaryota; Viridiplantae; Streptophyta; Lycopodiopsida; Selaginellales; Selaginellaceae. Bases 251 to 1369 code for a protein of 372 amino acids. The transcript has 13 exons. The record is from RefSeq and is a predicted model, not a curated record. Gene Ontology annotation, molecular function: protein-lysine N-methyltransferase activity; protein binding. Gene Ontology annotation, biological process: peptidyl-lysine monomethylation.